GAUUGGCUCGUCGAGAUGUUAAAGAUGUCCGUGAGGACAUGGAGUUUCUCGACACAGCCCUUCAGAACAUGUCCAGUGUGCACAGGCUGGGUGAUUGUGCAUAAGACCAUGAUGGACGCACUGCUUCAUGUUGUGUGUUUGCUGUUGCUGCUGCUGCCUCUGCUGAGUCAGGCGGCAUACACGCUGACGUCCAGCAGGCAACCUCAGCACAAGGUGCUGCACCUGGACUGGCCCAAAGACUGCGGGACAGCCUACUUCAAGCCCAACAUGGCUGAGAGGAUCGUGUCAGGCAACGAGGCCAGACCGCACUCAUGGCCCUGGCAGGUCUCGCUACAGGUUCGGCCCAGAGGGAGCAAACACCACAUUCACGUGUGUGGAGGAACUCUGAUCCACAAGAACUGGAUCCUCACUGCUGCUCACUGCUUCCAAAAAGGAAAGGCCGAGGACGCCAGCUCGUGGAGGAUUGUCCUGGGGAAGCAUCGUCUGAAGCUCUCCGAGACGGCUGAGAGGGUUUUUCCGGUGAAGAGGAUCUACCGCCACGAGAAUUUCCGCUACCCGGCCCACAGUCAGCUGGACUACGACAUCGCCCUGGUGAAGGCCGGCGCCGACAUUCUCCCGUCCAACUUCGUCCGCUACGCCUGCCUGCCGCGCAAGCAGACCAGCCUCAAGCCGGGGCACUAUUGCUGGGUGACGGGUUGGGGCGACACCCGGGUUUCAAAUGUCCCAGGAGGGAAGGAGAACGUGUCUCUAGCGGAGGCCCUCAAUCAAGCACGACUUCCCAUCAUUGACUUCAAAACCUGCCGGCAGAAGAAGUUCUGGGGUGACCGCGUCCGAGACUCUAUGAUCUGCGCUGGCUUCAGAGACACGGAGGAUCCUCCUGCAGCAUGUCAGGGCGACUCUGGUGGUCCUCUGCUGUGCCAGCUGGGCCGGGACCGCUGGGAGGUGCAUGGCGUGGUGAGCUUCGGCCCCAUCGGGUGCACGGUGGAGAACAAGCCCAGCGUCUUCACCAGAACCUCUGCAUAUAUCCACUGGAUCGAGGGGACCCGCAUCCGGGACUUCUUCCUGCACUGAGCUGCCUCUAGUUUUAACAAUAAAGUGUAUUUUUCAAAAUAGAUUACUAUUUUG
Messenger RNA from Dunckerocampus dactyliophorus (ringed pipefish), 1125 nucleotides. RefSeq lists its product as uncharacterized. Gene Ontology annotation, molecular function: serine-type endopeptidase activity. Gene Ontology annotation, biological process: proteolysis. The transcript is spliced from 7 exons. Bases 16 to 1071 code for a protein of 351 amino acids. The record is from RefSeq and is a predicted model, not a curated record. NCBI's taxonomy places the organism in Eukaryota, Metazoa, Chordata, Actinopteri, Syngnathiformes, Syngnathidae.